GCAAUAAAUAACAUUUAUCGUCUACCGGCAUUGCCUAAAGAGAAUGAACCAACCAAAAACAAUUCAGUUCGGGUUUGGAAACUAGGUGAUAUAUUUUACUCUUGCUAUCAUAUUAUUCUAUUUGUAAGAUGGUGGAUCUAAAUCAAUUUUGGAUCAGUUUAAUAUCUAUCGGUAUUCCGUUGUUAAUACCGAUUAUCUUCUACCUGAUGGUACAAAACUACAAACGAACAUCGUAUUGGAAGAAAAGAAACAUUGUGUAUUUACCAGCGACGCCGCUGUUUAGUAAAAACAUAUUCGAUUCGUUUCUCAUCCGAUACUCGCUGCUUUCUACAGUUUAUAAACACGGUAAAGGAAAUGUGUGUUGCGGAUUUUUUCAGUUCCGAAAACCAGCCCUCUUGAUCAGAAGCCCUCAUGUCAUAAACUUGGUUCUUAAUCAAGAAUUCAGGAUUUUCCAGAACAAGAGACAGUCGGAUUACACAGAAGGGAACAAAGACCCGUUGUCACAACAUCUGUUAGCCCUCAACGGAUACAAGUGGAAAUUUCUCAGGGCUAAGCUGACGCCUACAUUCACAUCCGAGAAAUUGAAAAGUAUGUUCUCGCUGCUAGAAAUCUGCGUUCAGAAUUUUCUCUCUUAUAUCGAUGAAUCGAAAGACAGUCCGAUAGACAUCAUGGAGAUAUGUGGAAAGUUGUCGAUCGACGCCAUCGCCUCUUGUGCUUUCGGAUUGGAACUGCAAUGCCUUAAGAAUCGGAACCACGACUUUAUCAAGAUGGGGAAAGCGGCGUUUAGACCAGGAAACUGGCACAUGUUCAAAGCACACUUGAGAACCCUGUACCCACAGCUGUUCAAAAAGUUCAAUAUAAGAGCCUAUGGUAAGGAUGUCAAUGAUUUCUUUUGCUCGUUAGUUUCGGAGACGAUAAGGAGAAGGAGGAUGAGCGGAGAGAAACGUGUAGACUUCAUAUAUUUACUUAUGAAAAUGCUAGAAGAAGAUGAAGCAACUGUAACGGAAUUCAACAGGACAUCGACAAUUAAAUUCACCGAUGACCUGAUUGCAGCGCAGGCGUUUUCAUUCUUCAUAGGCGGUUACGAAACCACUUCGAUUACGAUGUCCUGUAUAUUUUAUGAGCUGGCUUGUCAUGAUGAAAUAAGACAAAAAGUCCAGAAUGAGAUCGACUCUAACCUAUCUAGUGAAUCUGAAAUAUCUUAUAAUGACCUCAAGUCAUUGGAAUAUUUAGACAUGGUAAUAAAAGAAGUUUUAAGACUUCACCCACCUGCGUUUUAUACCCAACGUAUUUGCUCCGAAGAUUUCAAGAUACCUGGAUCGGAUGUAACUAUUGUUAAGGAUAUGGAAGUUUACAUUCCAAUUUUGGAACUCCAUAGCGACGAAGAAAACUUUCCCAGACCUUUGGAAUUCAUUCCAGAAAGAUUCAGUCGUGAAAAUAAAAGCAGAAUACCUAAAGGUUCUUACUUGCCGUUUGGAGACGGACCGAGGAAAUGUAUUGGAAUGCGUUUUUCAUUGAUGGAACUGAAGUUAGUAAUGGCAAUAACAAUGCUGAAGUAUGAUUUUCAUCUCGAAAAAAAAACUCCAGAACAUAUAAAUCUUGAAGAAUAUUCAAGAAUAUACAAGAUAAAAAACAAGAUCUUUCUAAAAUUUACCAAACGAGUAAUUAGUUAGAACAAAAAAAAAAUAUAUUCAUACUGUAAAUGCUUAACUUCUGUAAUUAAAUUUUUUUUUAACA
Messenger RNA from Nezara viridula (southern green stink bug), 1737 nucleotides. Lineage: Eukaryota; Metazoa; Arthropoda; Insecta; Hemiptera; Pentatomidae. The record is from the annotation of a GenBank genome assembly.